UUAGUGUUGUCAUCAAAUCAAGAUAACCUGUGCUUUCUAUCACAUGGAGGUUCAUCCGAAACAUUCACUGUUAAUGAAGGAUUACCAGUCAAUAGUAUUAUCGGAACUAUUAAAGUUAUUGGCAACGCAUCUAUUGAAGGAGAUAUUGAAUUAUCUUUAGCUUCAGAGCAGUCUUCAAGUCGAUGGCCGACCAUUUCUGACGUCCCAAUUAAGAUAGCCGAAGGAACUAAAGAUCUUAUACUCAUUAAAAAGUUAGACAAAGAAGGAGUAGAAGGGGAACAAAGUGUCAUAAUUGGAGUAAAAUGUAAAAAAAGGCAUUCAAGGGAUCAGUCAAUUAUAAUACCAAUACGUAUACUAAUAACUGAUGCAAACGAUAAUAAGCCCGAAUGGAUAGGUCUGCCAUAUGUCGUCAACAUUAGUGAAGUAACUGCAGUCGGAAGUGUAGUCAUGCAAAACAUCAGAGCCAUAGAUAACGACCAAUUGGGUCCCUUUUCGACGGUUGAGUAUUAUGUAGAGUCGGGCCCUUUCUCUCAUUUGGUUCGCUUUAUCAGUCAACUCGAAGGCACUCUCAUAUUGAGCGCACCCCUCGAUUAUGAGACACUUCCAAAAUUUUGGGUUACUAUUAGAGCUCAGGAUAGAGGAUAUCCGCCUCUUAGUGCCACCACUACAGUGACGGUCAAUAUUAUAGAUUCGGAUGAUCAAAAUCCACGCUUUGUUGACGACAAAUACUCUGCUACACUACCUGACCAACAAAGAGCCGGUGAACAACUUGUGAUAUCUCCCCGUCCUAUCAAAGCCGAAGAUCCCGAUAAAGGGAUCCGUUCACCGAUUAUAUACUCAUUUAAUUCAGAAUCUAAAGAGAACUCGUAUUUCUUAAUCGAUUCCAAGUUUGGAGACGUGACUCUCAAAAAACCACUGAUCCCUGCUUUGAGUCUUCCAUUAACUUUAGUGAUUAGAGCCACACAAGUAGAUAAUCGGGACAGAUAUGCCUUAACGACACUUACUAUACUUAAUAGAAGACAAUUAGUAUUGCCUGACAUCAGAUUUGUUCAGUCAAACUAUAGUACAUCACUUCUUGAAAGUACACCUCCCGGUCAAGUAGUUCUCACUGUUCACACCUCCCGAUCAUUACAAUUAAAUGGCGAUAAAAUAUCAAUGAGUGGUAUUGAGUUUCAAAUACUUGAUGACGAAGAACAACAUUUCGGGGUUAAAAAUACUGGAGAAGUAAUUCUUGUGAAAUCAUUAGACUAUGAAAAACAUAAAUAUUACUCAUUUAGAGUUAUGGUAUCUGAUGGUCGACAAAGUGAUGUGACCCGCAUAACAGUUCAAGUGUUAAAUGUCAACGAACACGACCCGGUGCUCUCACAAAACAAUUAUGUGUUUCAUGUUUCAGAGUCCAGACUUAGGAACAACUCAAUGAUCGGUGAAAUUCAUGCCACCGAUACAGAUGAUGGCGAUAUUAUACAGCUAUCACUGAAAGGUCCGCAUUCGAGUAUGUUCUCCAUCAACAGUGAGGGUCGACUUAGGGUUAAAAACCUUAAGAAUUUGAAUACAACUGAAUGUCACCUAAUAGUUAUGGCCACCGAUAGUGGAACUCCUCCACGAAGUGCCAGUGCAUCAGUUUUAGUACAUUUUUCACCACAAAUUCUUAAAAACUUUGGUCGAAAUAUAGAUUUUGACCAAACUUUGCCUGCAAUUGAUGUCAAUUUGUUGAGUGAAUCUUCAUUUUUCAGUCCAUCCAGUUCUUCAGCCAUUAUUUUAGUUAUAGUUUUAGGAGUAUUAUUGGGAACUCUUUUCAUAAUAAUAAUUGCACUGACAUUACAUGUGCUAAAACAUCGCAAAUAUGUGUCGUCCAGCGGUUCACUGCAUUCAACUUAUACUUCAUCCGUAACUCAUAACCACAAUUCGAUGUCAAGUGAUAACUCUCGUCGAAAUAUUUCAUCAUUAGGUUCGCUGAAGAACAAUAAAGUCGGAGCUUUACCUCAAUCGACAAUCAAUUCAAGUUUGGCAUCAAUUGGCACCAGAGGUGUUGAGAAUCCUAUAUUCAAUAUGCCGUCCAAUAGAACAACAACUAUAACCAGAAUAGAAGCCGACUCUGCAGUUGUGAGCGACGCGUCCUCUAAUGAGACAAUUAUAUCAACGGGUGACAGAACUGAUCUGAUCCGUAAUAUUCCCAGUCCUCUAAGUUCUAAUAGUCCGCCCCCACCGCCCAAUAUGACGGGCACUGCGUCCAGAAUUAGUGUAAUCAAAUGGCCGCAGGGAUCAAUUCCCAGAAGGGUUAAGAAAUUGACAUGGGAAGAUGAACGAGAUCACCAUCUCGACAACCAUUAUGAUCCUCAUUAUUCUUCAUCAAUAGCAAUCAGACCAAAUAGUGUUGACAACAAUGACAGCAACAAUGCAGUGUAUCGACAGACAGAACUGGAUCCGGAUGUCAGUGUUAUUCCUCUGAGACGAACACUUCAUAGCAGUGCCUCAGGUCUUCCAGAUCUGACUGUUUACUUCUGA
Messenger RNA from Oppia nitens, 2505 nucleotides. RefSeq names its product protocadherin Fat 4-like. Gene Ontology annotation, biological process: homophilic cell-cell adhesion. Lineage: Eukaryota; Metazoa; Arthropoda; Arachnida; Sarcoptiformes; Oppiidae. The transcript has 2 exons. Gene Ontology annotation, molecular function: calcium ion binding. The record is from RefSeq and is a predicted model, not a curated record. The annotation marks the transcript as partial. Gene Ontology annotation, cellular component: membrane.